UCGACGUGUAAACCUGAACAAGCCUUGCACUUAUCAACAAGAAGAAAAGAAAAACGCUUCUCUUUGUCGUCCGAAAAGUUCUUUGGUGCAAACAGAGGUUAGUAAGAGGGGUGAAAAAUCAUGGAGGAGAUCACGCAAUCAGCCCCAUCGCCGCCACCAGCAGCCACCGCCCCCACCGGAACAACUGCUUCAACUUCCAAGAGAAGGCCUGGGACGUCAGCAAUGUCACGAAUGAAGAAGGAUUGUUUAUAUUUUACUGUUUCAUUACAGGAAGGCUUUCGCUAUGUCAAAGCCACAAUAUUGGGUCAGGCGUUAAAGAUUACAGCAAAAAAUGAGAAGGAAGCAACUGCAGCUGAUUUACAGGCCACUAAGAUGCAGGUUGAAGCAGCUGAUGAAGCUGAAAAUAUCAAGAAGAGGCUCGAAAAAUCUCUGUAAUAUCAUACAUAUUGAUAUAUUUUGAGCGAAAUGUAAAAAAUGGAUUUUCUUGAUAUAAGAUUCUGAGCUAUAUUAAGGAGA
This is a messenger RNA of Manihot esculenta (cassava), 516 nucleotides long. RefSeq lists its product as uncharacterized. The record is from RefSeq and is a predicted model, not a curated record. The coding region runs from base 121 to 435 and encodes 104 amino acids. Lineage: Eukaryota; Viridiplantae; Streptophyta; Magnoliopsida; Malpighiales; Euphorbiaceae. The transcript has 2 exons.